GGAGGGGUCGUUGGGGCGUUUUCCAGUCUAGAAUACUUUCACUUUCAACGGUCUUCUGCAAAGCAGAACGAGCGCAUUUCUUCUUCAGCUCGUCGAACAGAAAAGCGGAAGACUUCGCGGAGGGACGUUCGUUGUUAGUUCGAUGGAAAAUUGCGAUUUUAAUUGGUCUACUUAUUUCAUCAUUGUCUCUGUAUUGUGACUUCACCGAUGCUGAGUGCCUGGUGGUCAGUCCUGCCAGGCUGGUGGUGAAGCAUGGAGACCCAGCCUCCUCUAACUGCAGCUCAGAUACCCCUGUAGAGAUGGGCUGGGAAGCCACCCAGGGAGGAGUUGGUCUAACAGACAACAAGGUGAAGUUCCUACGCUGGAGGGUGGACAGUGUGACUGACUGGAAGAUCAAACCUACAUGCUUCACAGAAGGAGGCCAGUGUCAGAAACAGCUGGACAUCACAGUUUAUAAGCUUCCAGACCGUGUCUCCAUCAGCUACAGGAAGUACCCUGAUCCGAUGGUUGAGGGGGAUCAGUACCUGCUACAGUGUCUUGUCCAGAACAUCGCUCCUAUUGGGAGACUCACGGUGUCCUUCUACAAAGUCAGUGCCACUGGUGAACAGACAGAAUUAGACACACAACAUAAAUCCAAGGACAACAUCAAGACACCACAGAAUGGGACCUUCACCCUGGACUUCACCCCUGGUAGAGAUGAUGACGGGGCCCAGUUGUUGUGUUCAGCCAUGUUGGAUCUGGGACCAGAGGGACCCCAACCUCCUCCUGUAAUGGACUCAAACCGCCUCAACAUCAACGUGCACUACAAGCCUCAGAUCACUAGUCCUGGAUGUUUCUCCAUGAGCAUCACGGAGGGCGACACCCUAUCACUUAACUGUAGUGCAAAAGGUAACCCUGCCCCCUCGUACGAUUGGUUGCUCCCCCAAGCCGACCCCAACCCCAUGGAAGAGAGAUCCGUAGUGACCAUCACCAACAUGGCCAAGUCUCACUCUGGAGAUUACACCUGCAUCGCCAUCAACACCCUGGGAAACAGCACCUGUACUGUUAACGUGGAGGUCACAGGAGCUUCCUGUCAGACUGCUGGAAGUGCCUUGGUGGUUGUGCUGCUCCUCCAACUCAUUCAUUGGCUUUAAGACCACUUCCUGAACCCACUGAUUGGCUGAAUACAUGUGCUUUUAUUUUUUUUUCUUCUUCAAAAUCCUCCCACUGUGAUUGGUGGCUGUCUGUCCACUUUCUGCUAACUAUUGAUUAAUUUAAAAAAAUAUAUAUAUUGAUUGAUUGAUUGAUAACCAUGACAACAAUACUUUGAUAAUAUUACCUUGUAACUUUAUGAUUUUGCCUUAAAUCAACAGUUUGGAUCCACCUACACAUUAAAGGGUUUGUCUUUAUUCGUA
Messenger RNA from Oncorhynchus keta (chum salmon), 1394 nucleotides. Its product is annotated as vascular cell adhesion protein 1-like. The transcript has 6 exons. Bases 300 to 1133 code for a protein of 277 amino acids. Lineage: Eukaryota; Metazoa; Chordata; Actinopteri; Salmoniformes; Salmonidae. Gene Ontology annotation, biological process: cell adhesion. The record is from RefSeq and is a predicted model, not a curated record. Gene Ontology annotation, molecular function: integrin binding.